UGGUUGUGAGGUGCCGAGGCUGGUAGGUCGUUGUGUACGCCCGUAUUGAGGACGUUUGGGGUAAAAUUUCAUCAUUAAAGAAGCUUUGUAGCUAAACUGUAAGCCUCGUUACUGGACGAAGGCAAUGUAGUCAGCCGUCAUCCAGGUAUCUACUGCUGUCUAUGCAGUUUGAAAGGUGCACGCAUGUGGACGCCGCCAUGCGCUCGUACGCGGCAGCGGCUCUGCUGUGUGCGGCGGCCAUGGUGGUGGCGCUGCUCGGCCGCGGCCGGGACGCCACCCCGGACACGGAGCCCGAGACCGAGCCGCUGGCGCCGGACGCCUUCUCCUCACUGUUCUGCGAGGGCGACACGCCCGCCACGCGCCACUGCCUAGUCACCAACCUCUGCUACAUGCCCGACGACGACCAGUUCGUGCUGCUGUACUCGGAGCGGACGCGGUACGCGGGCGUGCGCGGCGCCGACGACCUGCGGCCGCUGCUCAAGCUCAGCCCGGUCGUCGACCACAACCUGUUCGACCUGCACCUGGUGCCGGCGAACGCUAGCCUGCUGGCCGGCCGCGGCGCCGUGUUGCACCGCGGCCGCUUCCUCGUCUUCGAGCCGUUCAAGCCGGAUAACCUGAUGCACGUGCUGCACGACGACCUGCUGCCCGCCUACGUGACGCUGCUGCAGCUCCGCCUGCUCGAGUGGCGGGCGCCGCUGAACGUGCCGGCCGGCCGGAGCGUCAGCUACCGCGUCUGGGUGGAGCAGGGCGCCGCCGGCGUUAGCGAACAUAAGGUGCGCCAGCCGCGACUGCAGCUGGCGGCCGAGUGUGCCAACUGCGAGCUGCGCGUCUGGCUGCGGCCGGAACUGGACGGCCGGCGCGGACCCGUGCUGCACGAGACGUUCGUCCUCAACGGCGACGCGACGUGA
This is a messenger RNA of Pollicipes pollicipes, 908 nucleotides long. RefSeq names its product protein O-linked-mannose beta-1,4-N-acetylglucosaminyltransferase 2. The record is from RefSeq and is a predicted model, not a curated record. NCBI's taxonomy places the organism in Eukaryota, Metazoa, Arthropoda, Thecostraca, Pollicipedomorpha, Pollicipedidae. The transcript is spliced from 3 exons. Bases 162 to 908 code for a protein of 248 amino acids.